GUCUUAUUUACUUUAUUAGUUUAAAAGUACAGGUUAAAAUGUUGUUUGGCUAACGAUAAUGUAUAAAAAUUUCUCAAAAGAGCUACGGCCAUAUAGGAAUGGAAUAUAAUACCCAAAUGCCGGUUAUCCCACGUCAAACAUGGAAAGCUGCCCAUGUGGUCCACCGGAAACGGAUACACAGUCCAGUUACUUCCGUCUUCUUCACGUCCACAAACACACGGACUUGUAGUGAUACAGACAGCUGUUCAGAUUUGAUCUGUCAACUGCAACUACAACACAUGCAAGAGCUGCCGGGCUACUUGGCAGAUAUAAGAUACAAUUUCCUGAUAGGAGGAGAUGGACGAGUGUACCAAGGAAGGGGCUGGACAGUACAACCCACCCUCCCCUUUAGAUACACAAAGUUUGGCAGGAGUAGCAUAUACAUUGCCUUCAUCGGGGGGCUAAGAGGUGAUUCACCACCCCCUUGUAUGCUCGACGCACAAGACAACCUCAUUAAGUACGGAGUAUACAACGAUUUAAUAUCCGCGAAGGUAACAGAAUUCACCCUCCGGAAUGCCCGUCGGUGAAGGUGACUUGGAAGAAUAUUGAUGUGCAUGGUGAAGUGGGACUAAGCUAGCCUACUAUAACUAUAUUAUGAUUAUUCACAAAGUCAACCAUACAAAAAUAUUUUUGAGAACAGAAAUCAAUUUAAAUUGUGUUUGUAUCAUACUUUUGGAGUUCAUGGUGUUUAAACCAGUCAUAUUAUAAAUAUGAUUUUUCUUGAGUUUAAGUUGGUAA
Messenger RNA from Macrosteles quadrilineatus (aster leafhopper), 777 nucleotides. RefSeq names its product peptidoglycan-recognition protein LF-like. Bases 99 to 566 code for a protein of 155 amino acids. Gene Ontology annotation, molecular function: zinc ion binding; N-acetylmuramoyl-L-alanine amidase activity. The transcript has 4 exons. Gene Ontology annotation, biological process: peptidoglycan catabolic process. NCBI's taxonomy places the organism in Eukaryota, Metazoa, Arthropoda, Insecta, Hemiptera, Cicadellidae. The record is from RefSeq and is a predicted model, not a curated record.